This is a messenger RNA of Chenopodium quinoa (quinoa), 363 nucleotides long. RefSeq lists its product as uncharacterized. The coding region runs from base 1 to 363 and encodes 120 amino acids. Lineage: Eukaryota; Viridiplantae; Streptophyta; Magnoliopsida; Caryophyllales; Amaranthaceae. The transcript is spliced from 2 exons. The record is from RefSeq and is a predicted model, not a curated record.
AUGGAGCAGCAAGCUUCACAACCUGGGCAAUUUUUUGCGGCGGUGACUACUUGGGUUGAACCAAAAUCUUACUCUGAAGCGGUUAAACAUCCAGGAUGGUGUAAGGCCAUGAAAGAAGAAUUUGAUGCUCUUGAACGACAAGGCACAUGGACGUUGGAAUCUUUGCCUCCCGGAAAGGUCGCACUUGGUAGCAUGUGGGUGUAUAAGGCUAAGCUCAAACAAGACGGGUGUCUUGAGAGAUUGAAGGGGAGGCUUGUUGUUUUUGGCAGCAGACAAUUGCCUGGUAUUGAUUUUAAUGAAACAUUUGCUCCCGUUGCAAAAAUGGUGACAGUACGCAUGUUUUUAGCAGUUGUUAUAACUUGA